GAUUGAAUCAAAUGAAAACAAUAUACUACGCAAAAAAAAAGAAAACCACUUUAAUUUCGACGUUUGACAUUCCAUCAUUUGAGCAAUUACAAGCGCUAAUAGUCGUAAGUUACUUAAUAGUCAGUUUUAUUAGUGAUGUUUAAACAAUGCGCCGAUUUGCAAUCAAUCACUUUGAAUUCGUCAGAUUUUUCGUCGAGUUUUUAUUUCAUACAAUGGUCUUGAUCAUCUGUCUGAUGAUCACAAUCAAUGCCUAUUCUUCUUUUCCAUUUGUUUUUGUUGAUAUUCGGUUAAUAAAUUGUCUCGUCACAUGCCCACAUAAAAUGCAUUCAGAAGUGGUCGGUGAUUGUGUUCCAAACAGCUGUUGUAUUUUUUCAAUGCCUCAAACUUAUUUGUAACCGUGCAUGCAAUUCAGUCACAUUUCUACGAUCAGAUAAGCGUCAAGAGCUUCGGCGUAUGUGUGCUCCAUUUGACUGUGUACGAAGAAAGUAAUCUUUUUUCUUUGCAUUAUUGGGUCAAGUGUUUAUGAUUUUUAUCCGAAAAGAUUAACGAAACAAAUAUCUAAAUUCGUUUAAGUAGACUAUCAAUGAAAAGAAUAAAAGAAACGCGGCGUAAAAUUGCAAAAAGUGCAUAUUUGUAUUUGUGUGUUUGGCGCAAAAUAAAUCGCAAUUAUUUAUUGAUAAAAUGUUCAGUAUUGAUUUAAUUUACAAACCGAACACACCAAUUUAUUAUUUCGUGUUGGAACGUACGUUUCUGCUUGAUUGUCGCAAUGAAUUUGAAAAUUGCGUUCCCUUGUUGUUGUUUGUUAUUAUUCGUAAUCGUUUGCGAUAAAGUGACUUCCGCCAAAAAGCUGGACUGCAAAGUGCCAAAACAUUAUGAAGAAAUCGGUUGCGUAGCAUAUUAUGAAGACGGUGACGAUUGUCCAACGAAGUUAGUAAUUGUUUUUAUACGGAAAUGCUUCGAAAAACUCACAAUUUCGUUUAAUUGAUAUUCAAUUUAGGUUUACAUGUCCAGAAUUUGGAACACUCGCUCUGAAUAAAUGCCACGUGAAAGGUAGAUUAUUCGAUGUUGGCCAAAAUGUUCCCGACGAAGUGGUUCCGAUGUGCAGAACUGACUGUCAGUGCAGCUCCAUCAUGCGCAUUGAAUGUGCAAAUGUAGAAUGUCCAGAGGAUGGAAUCACGUUGAUUUCGAUUCUAUGCCAACGAUAAACCGAUACAGCGAUUUGGAACAGUGUUGCAGCACCGUUCAAACGCCCAUCAAUGACGUUGACAUUUUGUCAAAGUGUCAAGUCGAAGGUCGAUCAUAUUAUGACGGAGAACGUAUCUAUCCCGAUGGGGAUUCAUGUUUCAUGUGUCUUUGCACACCGAAUUUCAACAACAAAACAUCAUUCGCGAAAAAUUCAAACUGCGUUAAAAUCAACUGUGGCAUUGAACAUGAUCUACACCGAAUCACAGCUGGCUGUGUUCCUGUAUAUUACAAAACACCAACGUGUUGCCCAAUUGAUAUCAAAUGCCCUGCAAAAGAUGAUGUUGUAUCGAAUGAAGAGACGUCGAAUGCCGAAAACGAAAAAUUAACUUGCACUUUUGGUAAUCUAACGUUGAAACUUGGCCAAAAACUCAAAAACGACAACAGCUGUUUGAACUGUGAGUGCUCGAUUCCUCCAUUGCUGGCAUGCAUACAAAAACCCAACUGUUCAAAGUCAAAGUAAUGAAGAGCAAUCCAAACAAUACAGAAUCAAUUUUUUUUUUGUUGAGAUUUUCUG
This is a messenger RNA of Sitodiplosis mosellana (orange wheat blossom midge), 1759 nucleotides long. RefSeq lists its product as uncharacterized. The transcript has 2 exons. NCBI's taxonomy places the organism in Eukaryota, Metazoa, Arthropoda, Insecta, Diptera, Cecidomyiidae. Bases 1142 to 1705 code for a protein of 187 amino acids. The record is from RefSeq and is a predicted model, not a curated record.